This is a messenger RNA of Cladocopium goreaui, 795 nucleotides long. NCBI's taxonomy places the organism in Eukaryota, Dinophyceae, Suessiales, Symbiodiniaceae. The record is from the annotation of a GenBank genome assembly.
AUGGAUUUCUUCUACUGUCGAUGCUCUGGGAACUCGAAGAUCUUGACAGUGGUCAUCCUCCUGUUUGGCUCGAUCACCGUGGCCCAGUUCGUUGCUUCGCUGGCGGCUGGAUCUGAUGCACUCCUGGUGGACUGUGGGUCCAUGCUGGUUGACACAUGCACGUAUGCUCUGAACCUUUGUGCGGAGAAGCGGCGGGGGCAGGUGAUGGACCUGUCUGCAUCUGGAAUCUCUAUCCUGGUGUUGUUGAUCGUGUCCAUCAGUGGCUUAGGGGACUCCAUACAGGAUUUGAGGCACCCGCGUGAGAAAGAACAACUAUCACCAGAGAUUGUGCUGAUCUUUGGCUCCAUCGGGGUCUGUUUCGACUUGAUCUCCUUCUGGGGUUUCUACCGCUGGGGGUUGCACAGCAUCCUGUCUGGAUACGGCGAGGGGUCACCGAUGGCAUCGCCCAUGGCGGUGAAUGAUGCCAUGUCCCCGAGCUCCAGAAUCAUUGGCUCGACGUCCAUGAACAUGCGCUCCGCCUUUAUGCAUGUUGGUGCUGACCUCCUACGCUCCAUGGUGACAGUGCUGGAAGGUCUUUUGGUCAUCUUUGGCCACACCGAUGGAAAGUCGACCGAUUCCCUGGCCUCUGUAGUGGUUUCCGUCACCAUCCUUUGUGGUGUCGCUGCGGGGGUUCUGGCUUGGAGCAGGCAAGCGUGCUUGUUCUUCUCGCGCCGAUCUACGGAGGAAUUGUUGCCAGAUACGCCGCUGGUGGAGUUCAGCCGUAGCUUGCCAGACGGGCUGCCAGAGUGCCUGUGA